AUUGGAUCCCACGGCCUACUGCGAGACUCCGGUGUACAACCCGGAUCUCUGCCCCAACAUGAUCGCGGCCCAGGCCAAGCUGGUCUACCACCUGAACAAGUACUACAACGAGAAGUGCCAGGCGCGGAAGGCGGCCAUCGCCAAGACGAUCCGCGAGGUCUGCAAGGUCGUGUCCGACGUGCUCAAGGAGGUGGAGGUGCAGGAGCCGCGCUUCAUCAGCUCGCUCAACGAGAUGGACAACCGCUACGAGGGCCUGGAGGUCGUGUCCCCCACCGAGUUCGAGGUGGUGCUGUACCUCAACCAAAUGGGCGUCUUCAACUUCGUGGAUGACGGCUCGCUGCCUGGCUGCGCGGUGCUCAAGCUGAGCGACGGGCGCAAGCGGAGCAUGUCCCUCUGGGUGGAGUUCAUCACUGCCUCGGGCUACCUCUCGGCGCGCAAGAUCCGCUCGCGCUUCCAGACGCUGGUGGCCCAGGCGGUGGACAAGUGCAGCUACCGGGACGUGGUGAAGAUGGUGGCGGACACCAGCGAGGUGAAGCUGCGCAUCCGCGACCGCUACGUGGUGCAGAUCACGCCGGCCUUCAAGUGCACCGGCAUCUGGCCGCGCAGCGCGGCCCACUGGCCGCUGCCGCACAUCCCCUGGCCGGGGCCCAACCGCGUGGCGGAGGUCAAGGCGGAGGGCUUCAACCUGCUGUCCAAGGAGUGCCACUCGCUGGCCGGCAAGCAGAGCUCGGCCGAGAGCGACGCCUGGGUGCUGCAGUUCGCUGAGGCGGAGAACCGGCUGCAGAUGGGCGGCUGCCGCAAGAAGUGCCUCUCCAUCCUCAAGACGCUGCGCGACCGCCACCUCGAGCUGCCGGGCCAGCCGCUCAACAACUACCACAUGAAGACCCUGGUGUCCUACGAGUGCGAGAAGCACCCCCGCGAGUCGGACUGGGACGAGUCGUGCCUGGGCGACCGGCUCAACGGCAUCCUGCUGCAGCUCAUCUCCUGCCUGCAGUGCCGCCGCUGCCCGCACUACUUCCUGCCCAACCUCGACCUGUUCCAGGGCAAGCCCCACUCGGCCCUGGAGAACGCGGCCAAGCAGACGUGGCGGCUGGCGCGCGAGAUCCUCACCAACCCCAAGAGCCUGGAGAAGCUCUAGGG
This is a messenger RNA of Carlito syrichta (Philippine tarsier), 1140 nucleotides long. RefSeq names its product mab-21 like 1 (gene MAB21L1). The transcript has a single exon. NCBI's taxonomy places the organism in Eukaryota, Metazoa, Chordata, Mammalia, Primates, Tarsiidae. Bases 59 to 1138 code for a protein of 359 amino acids. The record is from RefSeq and is a predicted model, not a curated record.